GUCUCGGCGACGUCGCUCGGCGGGCAGUCGGACAAGAACGACGGUGUGGUUGCGAAGCCGGCGGGUGUGGUCGCGGCGCUGGCGGUGGGCGCGGUGGCGCUGUUGGCGAGCUGCUAAGCUCGGCAGGAUAAGUCAUGCGCGAGGAAGCUCUUCUUGCUCCCCAACCAUCCACCCCUCCCGUCAACCUGCGACUCCCACUCCUCCACCCACACAAUUUGGAAGUCUCGUGUCCCCGAUCCCACAAGUGUACAUCUAUUCCCCGUUCUUCCGCACCUAGCUGUCAUCCCCCGUUCUCCCCACCUGGCAUUUAUCCCCCGUUCUCCUACACCCACACCCAGAAACACACACGACCAUCUUCCUUCGUCGACUUGUAUUUUGCAUCUGCGCGGAUACCAGCAUAUAUAAUGAGCAGUGGCUGCGGACCUAUUGGACGAUCGCGGCGUGCUUUCCGUGCGCUCGGCGUACUUCCUAGCUAUCGGAUGUCCCUGCGUACGUGCUGGGCACACUUGCGUAGCUACCGUGGGCGCCUAUGUAUCUACCGUGGGCACCUGCGUACUAUCGGGUCUCCUCGCGUCCCUCGUCACGUAUCGGAUGUUCGCUGCGGACCUUUUGGACGAACGCUGCGGACGAUUAAUAUUGUAUUUAUAGCCGUUAAAGCUACGAUUCUUCUGCGACGUUUGUAGAUAGAUAGACGACUAUAUUAUACCUUGCCCAAGGCACGUAUAUCAU
This is a messenger RNA of Schizophyllum commune H4-8, 729 nucleotides long. RefSeq lists its product as uncharacterized. Bases 135 to 683 code for a protein of 182 amino acids. The transcript is spliced from 2 exons. Lineage: Eukaryota; Fungi; Basidiomycota; Agaricomycetes; Agaricales; Schizophyllaceae. The record is from RefSeq and is a predicted model, not a curated record.